Messenger RNA from Mucor mucedo, 962 nucleotides. RefSeq lists its product as uncharacterized. The record is from RefSeq and is a predicted model, not a curated record. Lineage: Eukaryota; Fungi; Mucoromycota; Mucoromycetes; Mucorales; Mucoraceae. The transcript has 4 exons. Bases 232 to 915 code for a protein of 227 amino acids. Gene Ontology annotation, molecular function: protein binding.
UAAAAUAUAAAUAUAUUCCCUUUUUUAUAAAUAUUGCUUUUUCUCUCUCUUUUUUACUCCACUCACACAAAAAAAAAAAAAAAGAAAAACCUCCCCUCACAACAUAUAUUCCUCUAUUCCUCUCAUGAAUAGAUUGAGAAGAGCAUUGUUGUUAGAUCAGGACGAUCAAGUUGGUUAAAUAUAAGCUCACCUAACGUUGAAUAUUCACCAAGUCCAGCUUCCGCCGUAGAAAUGGGAAAUGAACACAUCAAUAUGUAUAGACCAAGAUCAGUUCAUAUUGAAUCAGCUUCCUCCAUCAGACAAAGCAGACGUAGAUCAACCAAAUUAUCCAUCAAUGAACCUACAGUUGAUCUAGAUAAAGACUCAUAUCUGCAGCUUGGAAUGAAUUACCAUGAAAAAGGUGAACUCGAAAAGGCAACACAUUACUGGCGAUUAUCAGCAGAGACUGGAUCACCGCUAGGAUUGUUUUUCUAUGGUAUUGCAUUGAGACAUGGAUGGGGAUGUAAGAAGAAUUCGGCUAAAGCAGUAAGAUAUCUCCAGAGUGCAGCAGAGUCAGCUGUUCAUGAAUUACAAACGGGAAUAGCUCAAUCAGCAUCAGUUGCGAAAUCUGAACUAGUACUAGCCAUUUAUGAACUUGGUGUUUGUUUUCGACAUGGAUGGGGUGUACCUAAAAACCUUGAAACUGCUACAUAUUAUUUCGAAGUAGCUUCCAAUCUGGGUGAUCCCGAUGCUCAAAAUGAUCUAGGUUUUUGUUAUGCUCAUGGAUUGGGUGUCAAGAAAGACUUGUAUUGUUCCGCUAAAUAUUAUCGACUGGCUGAAAAACAAGGCCAAGGAAUGAUUGGUAAUUCUUGGAUUUGGAAAGAUAAAUACAAUCAGGUCGAAGAGCCUGGCUGGAAAGGCAAAGUAAAGAAAUAAGGGCUGGUUUCUUUAUUUCAUGCGAAAAAAAAAAAAAAAAAAAAAAA